Messenger RNA from Canis lupus familiaris (dog), 4871 nucleotides. It is a transcript of the gene AGL, whose product is annotated as amylo-alpha-1, 6-glucosidase, 4-alpha-glucanotransferase. NCBI's taxonomy places the organism in Eukaryota, Metazoa, Chordata, Mammalia, Carnivora, Canidae. Gene Ontology annotation, molecular function: amylo-alpha-1,6-glucosidase activity; 4-alpha-glucanotransferase activity. Gene Ontology annotation, biological process: glycogen catabolic process; glycogen biosynthetic process. The record is from RefSeq and is marked provisional.
CAACUGCUUCCCUCUGUUCUCAUCUCCCCAUUGGUGGCUUCCAACCCGAAUUUGGGAAUGGGGAGCUCGCCCACCUGUUAUCUCGGAGCACACUAAUCUCUUGGGUAAUUCAUUCGACUUCGGAGUCCUUUUCAUUCUUCUGAACGAUUUCAAGUCCUCUAGAAGCCAAAAUGGGACACAGUAAGCAGAUUAGAAUCUUACUUCUGAACGAAAUGGAAAAGCUGGAAAAGACCCUCUUCAGACUUGAACAAGGGUUCGAGCUACAGUUCCGAUUAGGCCCCACUUUACAGGGAAAAGCAGUUACUGUGUACACAAAUUACCCAUUUCCCGGAGAAACAUUUAAUCGAGAAAAAUUCCGUUCCCUGGAAUGGGAAAACCCAACAGAAAGAGAAGAUGAUUCUGAUAAAUACUGUAAACUUAAUCUUCAGCAAGCUGGAUCAUUUCAGUAUUACUUCCUUCAAGGAAAUGAGAAAAGUGGUGGGGGUUACAUAGUUGUGGAUCCUAUUUUAUAUGUUGGUGCUGAUAAUCACGUAUUACCCUUGGACUGUGUUACUCUCCAGACAUUUUUAGCUAAGUGUUUGGGACCCUUUGAUGAAUGGGAAAGCAGACUUAGAGUUGCAAAAGAAUCAGGUUACAACAUGAUUCAUUUUACCCCAUUACAGACUCUUGGGCUAUCUAGAUCAUGCUAUUCUCUUGCCAACCAGUUAGAAUUAAAUCCUGACUUUUCAAGACCUAAUAAAAAAUAUACCUGGAGUGAUGUUGGGCAACUAGUGGAAAAAAUGAAAAAGGAAUGGAAUGUUCUUUGUAUUACUGAUGUUGUCUACAACCAUACUGCUGCUAAUAGUAAAUGGAUCCAGGAACAUCCAGAAAGUGCAUAUAACCUUGUAAAUUCUCCACACUUAAAACCUGCCUGGGUCUUAGACAGAGCACUGUGGCAUUUAUCAUGUGACGUUGCAGAAGGGAAAUACAAAGAAAAAGGAGUACCUGCUUUGAUUGAAAAUGAUCAUCAAAUGAAUUGCAUUCGAAAAAUAAUUUGGGAGGAUAUUUUUCCAAAGAUUCAACUCUGGGAAUUUUUCCAAGUAGACGUUUACAAAGCAGUUGAGCAAUUUAGAAGACUUCUUACACAAGAAAAUAGGAAAAUAACAACCAAGCCUGAUCCAAAGGAACACCUUAAGAUUAUUCAGGAUCCUGAAUACAGAAGACUUGGCUGCACUGUAGAUAUGAACAUUGCACUAGCAACUUUCAUACCACAUGACAAGGGCCCAGCUGCAAUCGAUGAAUGCUGUAAUUGGUUCCGUAAGAGAAUUGAGGAAUUAAAUUCAGAGAAGCAUCAACUCGUGAAUUAUCAUCAGGAACAGGCAGUUAAUUGCCUUUUGGGAAAUGUGUUUUAUGAACGAAUGGCUGGCCACGGUCCUAAAUUAGGACCUGUCACUAGAAAACAUCCAUUAGUUACCAGAUAUUUUACGUUCCCAUUUGAAGAAAUGACCGUCUCCACAGAAGAGUCUAUGAUUCAUAACCCAAAUAAAGCUUGUUUUCUGAUGGCCCAUAAUGGAUGGGUAAUGGGAGAUGAUCCCCUUCGAAACUUUGCUGAACCAGGUUCAGAAGUUUACCUAAGGAGAGAGCUUAUUUGCUGGGGAGACAGUGUUAAAUUACGCUAUGGGAAUAAACCAGAGGACUGUCCUUAUCUCUGGGCACACAUGAAAAAAUACACUGAAAUAACUGCAACCUAUUUCCAGGGAGUACGUCUUGAUAACUGCCACUCAACGCCUCUUCAUGUAGCUGAGUACAUGUUGGAUGCUGCUAGGAAAUUGCAACCCAAUUUGUAUGUAGUAGCUGAACUGUUCACAGGAAGCGAAGACCUGGACAACAUCUUUGUUACUAGACUUGGCAUUAGUUCCCUAAUAAGAGAGGCAAUGAGUGCAUAUAAUAGCCAUGAAGAGGGCAGAUUAGUUUACAGAUAUGGAGGAGAACCUGUUGGAUCCUUUGUUCAGCCCUGUUUGAGGCCACUAAUGCCAGCUAUUGCACAUGCUCUGUUUAUGGAUAUUACCCACGAUAAUGAGUGUCCUAUUGUGCAUAGGUCAGAAUAUGAUGCUCUCCCAAGUACCACGAUUGUUUCUAUGGCAUGUUGUGCUAGUGGAAGUACUAAAGGCUAUGAUGAAUUAGUGCCUCAUCAGAUUUCAGUGGUUUCUGAAGAACGGUUUUAUACUAAGUGGAAUCCUGGAGCAUCUCCAUCAAAUACAGGUGAAGUUAAUUUCCAAAGUGGAAUUAUUGCAGCCAGAUGUGCUAUCAAUAAACUUCAUCAGGAGCUUGGGGCCCAGGGUUUCAUUCAGGUGUAUGUGGAUCAAGUUGAUGAAGACAUUGUGGCAGUAACAAGACAUUCACCCAGUAUCCAUCAGUCUGUUGUGUCUGUGUCUAGAACUGCUUUCAGGAAUCCUAAGACUUCAUUUUACAGCAAGGAAGUGCCUCAAAUGUGCAUCCCUGGCAAAAUUGAAGAAGUAGUUCUUGAAGCUAGAACUAUUGAGAGAAAUACAAAACCUUAUCAGAAGGAUAAGAAUUCGAUCAAUGGAAUGCCAAAUAUCACAGUAGAAAUUAGAGAACAUAUUCAGCUUAGUGAAAGUAAAAUUGUUAAGCAAGCUGGAGUUGCCACAAAAGGACCCAAUGAAUAUAUUCAAGAAAUAGAAUUUGAAAACUUGUCUCCAGGAAGUGUCAUUAUAUUCAGAGUUAGUCUUGAUCCACAUGCACAAGUCGCUGUUGGAAUUCUUCGAAAUCAUCUGACACAGUUUAGUCCUCACUUUAAAUCUGGAAGCCUUGCUGUUGAAAACUCAGAUCCUAUAUUAAAAAUUCCUUUUGCUUUUAUUGCCUCAAAAUUAACUUUGGCUGAGCUGAAUCAGGUACUUUACCGAUGUGAAGCAGAAGAACAAGAAGAUGGUGGAGGCUGUUAUGACAUACCAAACUGGUCAUCUCUUAAAUAUGCAGGUCUCCAAGGGUUAAUGUCCGUCUUGGCAGAAAUAAGGCCAAAGAAUGACUUGGGGCAUCCCUUUUGUGAUAAUUUGAGAUCUGGAGAUUGGAUGAUUGACUAUGUCAGUAACCGGCUUAUCUCUCGAUCAGGAACUAUUGCAGAAGUUGGUAAAUGGUUCCAGGCUAUGUUCUUCUACCUGAAGCAAAUCCCACGUUAUCUUAUCCCAUGUUAUUUUGAUGCUAUAUUAAUUGGUGCAUACACCACUCUUCUGGAUAUAGCAUGGAAGCAGAUGUCAAGCUUUGUUCAGAAUGGUUCUACCUUUGUGAAACACCUUUCACUGGGAUCAGUGCAAAUGUGUGGAGUAGGAAAGUGCCCUUCUCUGCCACUUCUUUCACCUUCACUUAUGGAUGUACCAUAUAGGCUAAAUGAGAUCACAAAAGAAAAGGAGCAAUGUUGUGUGUCUCUAGCUGCAGGCUUACCUCAUUUUUCUUCUGGUAUUUUCCGCUGUUGGGGAAGGGAUACUUUUAUUGCACUGAGAGGUCUACUGCUGAUUACUGGACGCUAUUUAGAGGCCAGGAAUAUUAUUUUAGCAUUUGCUGGUACCCUGAGACACGGUCUCAUUCCUAAUCUCCUGGGUGAAGGAACUUAUGCCAGAUACAAUUGCCGGGAUGCUGUGUGGUGGUGGCUACAGUGUAUUCAGGAUUACUGUAAAAUGGUUCCAAAUGGCCUAGACAUUCUCAAGUGCCCAGUUUCCAGAAUGUAUCCUACAGAUGAUUCUGUUCCUUUGUCUGCCGGCACACUGGAUCAACCACUGUUUGAAGUAAUACAGGAAGUCAUGCAAAGACACAUACAGGGCAUACAAUUCCGAGAGAGGAAUGCUGGUCCACAAAUAGACCGAAACAUGAAGGACGAAGGCUUUAAUAUAACUGCAGGGGUUGACGAAGAAACAGGAUUUGUUUAUGGAGGAAAUCGCUUAAACUGUGGCACAUGGAUGGAUAAAAUGGGAGAAAGUGAUAGAGCUAGAAACAGAGGAAUCCCAGCCACUCCAAGAGAUGGGUCUGCUGUGGAAAUUGUGGGCCUGAGUAAAUCUACUGUCCGCUGGUUGCUGGAAUUAUCCAAAAAAAGAAUUUUCCCUUAUCAUGAAGUCAGAGUAAAAAGACAUGGAAAGGUUGUGACAAUCUCAUAUGAUGAGUGGAACAAAAAAAUACAAGACAACUUUGAAAAGCUAUUUCAUGUGUCAGAAGACCCUUCAGAUUUUAAUGAAAAGCAUCCUAACCUGGUUCACAAACGUGGCAUAUACAAAGAUAGUUAUGGAGCUUCCAGCCCUUGGUGUGACUAUCAGCUCAGGCCUAAUUUUACCAUAGCAAUGGUUGUGGCCCCUGAGCUCUUUACUGCAGAGAAAGCAUGGAAAGCUCUGGAGAUUGCAGAAAAAAAGCUGCUUGGUCCCCUAGGCAUGAAAACUUUGGAUCCAGACGAUAUGGUUUAUUGUGGAAUUUAUGACAAUGCCUUAGACAAUGACAACUACAAUCUUGCUAAAGGUUUCAAUUAUCACCAAGGACCUGAGUGGCUGUGGCCCGUUGGGUAUUUUCUUCGUGCAAAAUUAUAUUUUUCUAAAUUGAUGGGUCCAGAGGCCAAUGCCAAGACUGUGUUUUUGGUUAAAAACAUUCUUUCCCGACAUUAUGUUCAUCUUGAGAGAUCCCCUUGGAAAGGACUUCCUGAACUGACCAAUGAGAAUGGCCAAUACUGUCCUUUCAGCUGUGAAACACAAGCCUGGUCAAUCGCUACUGUUCUUGAAACACUCUAUGACUUAUAGUUGAUUCAUGAAUAUGUAUUAAGUAUACAAUCACUUAUAUUAUGGAAUGCAAGGUCAAAAUAUAAUGUAAAUGCUUUAUAUGCACAGACUUGAGUCAUU